GUGAAAUCCAGGAGGGUGGGAACUUGCACAUCAGCUUUAUUUAAAGGAGGAAAGAUAAACUGGUGGAACUCAGAACUGGUUCACAGUCAAAGCUCAGAGACUACUUUCUCCUUUACUGUACUCUCAAACAUUGAAGAAUAAUGAAGACUCUGUUCCUGACUCUGGUUCUUGCCUUGAUGCUGAUGAGUGGUUCUGCUCUGAAAUGCAACAACUGUGUUCCACUUAAUGGUGGCAAAUGUACUACCACCAUUGAAACCUGCGGCUAUAAAAAAGACGCCUGUAUCUCUGCUCGAUUCACCAUCUACCCCUAUACCUAUUUCAGGAGAUGCAUCAGUAUGUCAGACUGCCUCAUUCUACAGGCCAAUUCCAACAUUGUAGCCCGAUGCUGUCAGAGGGACCUCUGCAAUUAAGAUAAUGAUCUUUUUAUUGUAACUGUUGUUUUCUGUCGUUUUACUUUUCAAUUAUAUAUUCAGCAACAUCAGUAGUAUAUUCGGUUCUGUAUCUGGGUCUGUUUUUACUUAAGCAAAGCCUGAAAACCCUGUACUGAAAAAAUGUAUUUUAAAUAAAGUCUUUCCAGCAGCAA
This is a messenger RNA of Pangasianodon hypophthalmus (striped catfish), 583 nucleotides long. Its product is annotated as CD59B glycoprotein-like. Lineage: Eukaryota; Metazoa; Chordata; Actinopteri; Siluriformes; Pangasiidae. The transcript is spliced from 4 exons. The record is from RefSeq and is a predicted model, not a curated record. Bases 141 to 410 code for a protein of 89 amino acids.